Molecule: messenger RNA, 768 nt
Organism: Cetraspora pellucida
Lineage: Eukaryota; Fungi; Glomeromycota; Glomeromycetes; Diversisporales; Gigasporaceae
Source: the annotation of a GenBank genome assembly
AUGGCAAGAUCACGAUUCAGACCAUGCAUCGAUUUGCAUAAUGGUCAAGUAAAACAGAUCGUUGGUGGUUCUCUGAACGAAGAGAAUCCACAUGAACUUUUGACAAAUUUUGUGUCUAGCGAAAGGCCAAGUUAUUAUGCCGAGCUUUACAAGCGAUAUAAUUUAAUGGGUGCUCAUGUUAUUAAACUUGGUUCUGGAAAUGAUGAAGCUGCCAAAGAAGCUCUGAGCGCAUGGCCCGGUGGUUUGCAAAUUGGUGGUGGAAUUACUCUCGAUAAUGCUAUGGAGUGGAUUAACGCUGGUGCUGACAAGGUAAUCAUUACUUCGUACCUUUUUCCCGAUGCAAAAUUUUCACUUUCUCGAUUACAAGAAUUUUGUGAUAAAAUUGGCAAAGAAAGGAUUGUUGUUGAUGUCAGAAAGCGGGGAAAUAAAUGGAUUGUGGCUAUGAACAAAUGGCAGACUAUUACUAAUCUGGAGGUUAACAAAGAAUCGCUAGAUCUAUUGUCUAAUUAUUGCAGUGAAUUCUUAAUACAUGCAGCAGAUGUUGAAGGGUUAUGUCAGGGCAUUGAUACUGAACUUGUUGAAUGUUUAGGAAAAUGGACUACAAUACCUACAACUUAUGCAGGUGGUGCAAAUUCUAUCUCAGAUCUUGAAUUGGUUAACAAGUUAUCUAAUGGAAGGGUGGAUUUGACAUUUGGAAGUGCUUUAGAUAUUUUUGGUGGUAACAAAGUGAAGUUCGAAGAUUGUGUUGCGUGGAAUACAAAAAAUUAA